AUGCGCGAGACGAGGGCAUCGCGGUCUCGCUCUCAGCAGCAGGUCCUAGCACUCUCAGUCAAGCCAGAAAGUCAACGACAGCCACUAGGUGAAGCAAGCGGCAAUACAAGCCCUGAACAAGCCGCGGCAGUGUCAGAUGCGAAAAUCAACAAAACUCGAGAGCGCCCAACUAGGUCAGCCUUGGGCCUCUCUUCUAGUCCUGCGAGACGGCGCAUAGCUGUUGUCAUUCCGCAUCGUCCGGUCACCAAGUCCAACGCGUCGCCACCUCCUGCGUCACGCAGAAAUGUCUUGAGCGAGUCUCAGGCGUUUCUGCUUGGUCCACCUGCGCCGAGAGUGGCACCAUCGCCAGCAAGGAAGGGAGCAUUGGGAUCGCCUGUCCGUCAGGUGAGCAAUGACUACAAAGCCUCUGUCCAGCAUGGACCGUCUUUGUCUGGCUAUAACGCAGGCACAGGUGCAUCACCUCUCAAGCAGCCAGCUCAGAGACUACCGCAACAUUCAAAAGUGGCAAGUCCUACCAAGCCUCCCGCUGCUGUCGUGACAAGUUCACCUCAGAAGACAGUCUUGCCAGCUGCUGCAUCGCCACUCAAAAAGCCGCCGACACGGUUCCUACACAACACACCAAAGAAGACGCUUGCCAAAAGCAAUACGGAGCGCGCCUUUGCAGAGGAGGAUGCAGAAGCGAUUGAUGAGCUAUCUCUACCUCUCCAGGCGCCAAUCACCACGAACCGUCAGAGCACUCAAUCAAUGAUCAAGCCUGCUGCUGCUAUCUCAUCGCGAUCAAGUCGAACUGCCCCGCAAUCGCAUAUUACCCCUGCAAGACUGAUGCACCGGCCGGCCAAGCAAGCAGUACGCCAACCAUCUGCUUCAAUCUUGGACGCAGAAGAUGAUGAUGACGAUGACGAUGUUGACGAUGAGUUGGCCAUCCAGCAGCUGACGCCUCGCGUUCCGCCCUCACGCCGAACGACGGAAACGCCCCAUGUCAUUGAGCAAGAGCCGGCUCUGCAUUCACCUCCAACCGACAUGGAUCUUGUAGACGAUUGGCAGCCGUCACUUGGCUUGAGUCACUCUUUCUCUGAAUUGACGCUUCAUCAGGAGCAGCAACGACUCCAAUCCUCCGUCGUCGAUGAAGAGAUUCAGGCCUACUCUCGCUCGCCCAAACAUAUAUCCUUUGAUGAUGCAGGCGAAGCUCUUCCCGUUGCUCCUAUUAUCAAGAAAGAAGCAAAAGAUAUGGUCCUGUUCAUUGACGUGCAGCCGACAGGCGUAUUGGCAGACACGAAAGCAGCACAAGAGUUUGGACAUGCACUCGAGAAACUCGGCUGCCGUAUUUUCACUCGAUGGAAUUGGAAUCCAGACACUCAGACUCCCGCAAAGACGCAAGCCAGCCUUGCUCGUCGCAUCGAGGUGACGCAUGUCGUCUUCUUCAAUGGUUCAGCACGCACGCUGAGAAAAGUUCAGCGAGCACGACAAUUGGGUAUUCACAUCGAAUGCUGCGCCUUAUCCUGGGCAGUUCAGUGCCGUACUUUGCAACGUUUGACGGUUGGCACGGCUGGUCAUGAGAUUGAUGUGGAUGAAGAGCUUGAUUUGCUUGCAAAGAAGAUGAAGGUGUCGCCAGCCAAGCAGCACCAGCAGCGACCGCCACAAAAGAAGACGCCAGUCUCAUCGCCCACAAAAGCCGUGCUCAAGACACCAUCGCCCAAGCGUGCGACACCAGAAACGCCGUCUAUGCAAAUUGAGGAUUUGAUCAUGGAGGAGUAUCUACAGCCUGUGCAGUUCGAUGAUGGCGGCGACGAAGAUGAAAUUGCCUCACCGGGUCCUUGCAUUGAUCCAGCACUUCUAACAAUCAGUGCAGAUCCCGUGAUGAAGGCAACACCCACACCCUCCUCCUCCCCAACAAAGACUGGGCCGCCAUUGCCACCUCGUUCUGCGCCAGCCAAGAAUGCCCUUGCACUGCAGCAAUCCCUCACAGAGCUGGAGCAACGUGCUCCAAGUUCAAGCCACGACUAA
This is a messenger RNA of Protomyces lactucae-debilis, 2004 nucleotides long. RefSeq lists its product as uncharacterized. The transcript is spliced from 2 exons. The coding region runs from base 1 to 2004 and encodes 667 amino acids. The record is from RefSeq and is a predicted model, not a curated record. NCBI's taxonomy places the organism in Eukaryota, Fungi, Ascomycota, Taphrinomycetes, Taphrinales, Protomycetaceae.